UUUUAAGGAAUUUGAUAUGUCCAAUGCAACCAGCAGAAAAAUACAAACCCGUGGGAAAAGGAGAUAAAGGCGGAACUUUCUCUCUGUCAUCUCCUUUGUUCCUUUGUUCCAUCCUGCUGCGAUAAGGACGCAUUACCUCACACAGGGACAGGGAAGCCAGUCGACGGCAAUUUCAGACGGAGAAAGUCAACGAGCGGAGGCGCAGGAAUGACACUCCCGACCAAACCCCUCGUACUUAAGCGCUUCCUCCUCUCCCUCUUCUUCUCUGCUGCCCUCCUCCUCCUCCUCUUCCUCCGCCAACCCCACAAAUCCGUACCCAUCAGAGACCGGAAAACCGACUCCGACGGGCUCAAAAUUCGACGGGGAUACACCUCCUACGACUCCUACAUUCAACGCCAACUCAACAAAACCCUCAACCCCAAAUUAAGACAAAUAUGGAAAACCCGUGACUGGGACCGCAAAGUUCUGGUCUUUUCCAGCUUUUUCCAGGUUUUGAAGAGCGAGAAGCUUCUCUCCAAUGCGUCGCGCUCCCUCUGCAUCGGGGCGCGCGUAGGACAGGAAGUCGAGGCGUUGAAGCGCGUGGGCGUGGCGGAUUCCGUCGGCAUCGACCUAGUGCCGUGUCCGCCGCUAGUGAUAAAGGGAGACUUCCAUAACCAACCGUUUAGAAACGACACAUUUGAUUUCGAAUUCUCGAACGUGUUCGACCACGCGUUGUACCCGCAGCGGUUCGUGGCGGAGAUCGAGCGGACGUUGAAGCCAGGCGGGAUUUGCGUGCUGCAAGUGGCGUUGUUAAAGCGGGCGGAUAAGUACUCGGCGAACGAUCUAUACAGCGUGGAGGCGUUGGUGAAGCUGUUUACGAGAUCGGAGGUGGUUCGCAUUCGGAAAGUUGACGGAUUCGGGCUGGAUACGGAGGUGGUUCUUCGGAAGAAAAUGUGAACCGGCGGCCGUUAUGAUUUUUUUUAUUGUUAUUAAUUUUUUUAAUUUUUUUUCUAUAGGUUGGUGAAGGUGGGUCCGCCUUGGGGCGCGCCUUAAACUUAGGGUAGGUGAUCAUUUCAUUAAUUUGUUGGUUGUACUCAAUUAAUCCCCCCUUUAGCUGUCAAAAAUUUUCCUUUAUACUUAUAAAAAAAAUUUACCCAA
This is a messenger RNA of Rubroshorea leprosula, 1137 nucleotides long. The record is from the annotation of a GenBank genome assembly. NCBI's taxonomy places the organism in Eukaryota, Viridiplantae, Streptophyta, Magnoliopsida, Malvales, Dipterocarpaceae.